This is a messenger RNA of Rhododendron vialii, 1122 nucleotides long. RefSeq lists its product as uncharacterized. The transcript has 2 exons. The record is from RefSeq and is a predicted model, not a curated record. The coding region runs from base 128 to 673 and encodes 181 amino acids. NCBI's taxonomy places the organism in Eukaryota, Viridiplantae, Streptophyta, Magnoliopsida, Ericales, Ericaceae.
CCGGUAUGGCGUAUGCAUCCCCAGUUCCCCACCUUCUGGCUCCUUUUAAAAAGGAAACCCCCCACUCCGCUCCUCUGGCAAUACAAUCACUUUAGACAGACAAACAGCCGCGUAGAGAGAGAGAGACAUGGGCAGCUUCUCAACUGUAACAAGAUCUAGCGCACACUAUUUACAAUUACAAGACUACCCAGAUCUUGAAACCCACGAAUUCACCCUCGAAACAAUGGAGGAAGAAGAUGACGCAAACCCACCCACUGGGUUUUCAAGAAACCCCAAGAAAACAAAGAGUAACAAAAGCAGGAACGUGUUUCUAGAAGGGUACGUGGAGGCAGCAGAAGACGAUGAUCUGACGAGGACGAAGAGUUUGACGGACGAGGAUCUGGAGGAGCUGAAAGGGUGUUUGGACCUGGGGUUUGGGUUUAGCUAUGAGGAGAUUCCGGAGCUGUGCAACACUUUGCCUGCUCUCGAGCUUUGUUAUUCCAUGAACCAGAGGUUUCUUGACGAGCAGCAGAGGUCGCCGGAGUCGGCGGAGAUCGACGCGUGCUCGUCGGCUUCUUCGGGCCCGAUUGCCAAUUGGAAGAUCUCGAGUCCUGGUGAUCAUCCUGAAGACGUGAAAGCGAGGCUCAAAUAUUGGGCACAAGCUGUGGCAUGCACUGUUAGACUAUGCAGCUAGGAGGAAUCAUCAGUUGAGGAGAAUGAAUAUGCAUUUUCUUCAGCUUAGGAGUUUCAAAACGUGUGCUCCGCUUGAUUCUACCUCUGUGUGCGGGAACAAGAGUUCCUUUUUCCAACCUUGAGAUGGACAUACCCGAGUCUUUUGAUGACGGGUCAUCUUUCGAACUAGAAAUGUGAAGGCGAAGAAGACGACGAUCGGAGGGGGAGGGAGACCGAUGCAGGUCCGAGAUUAACCAAUAGUCGACGAGAAGAGUCCGACACAAUUCAUCCGAGGCUGCUAUGUGCAGUGUAGUAGUAUGUAUCUAGGGCGUUUAAGAAUAACUUGUGAGAAUGAAUAAAGUUGUGUUUUCCAUUUUUGUACAUUGUGCUGCUGUGUAUUUCCCCAACAUUUCUGUUUCUUUCCAGUGGUAAUUGAUUUUAGGAGAAAUUUGGGUUUGAGAUUUUGUGAAA